UAAGUUUAACACAUGUGUGAAUAAUUAUAAAAUUAACAUACAUCAAUUAUUAAUUCAUUAAUAAAUCAUCACUUUUUGUAUUACAAUCUAUGGAACUUUCGAUUUACGGACAAUUGCAAUGUCGACAAACAUCAAUGACGGUCUAGUUUGUAAAAGUGAUGCAUGUAAAGAAAUAGCUGGUGAAAUUAUUCGUGGAAUGAAUCAAUCAAUGGACCCAUGCAAUGAUUUUUUUAAUUAUGCUUGUGGUAAUUGGCAUAAUGGAUUAUCUCAUCAAAGUCACUUUCAUAUAUUAACUAAUGAAACUAGUUUCCGGUUAAAAGAAAUAUUUGAGUCUCCAUGGUCACCUGAGGAUACCUCUGCAUUAACUAAAGCUAAAAAAAUUUAUAGAACUUGUAUGAAUGAAGAUUUUAUUGAAAAAAGGGGAAUAACGGAUCUUGUAGAGUUAAUAGAUAAUAUAAGUGGUUGGCCAAUGGCGAUGAGUACAUACGAAUGGGUACAUAAAAAAAAAUCAUGGCAAGAAAUAGACAAAAGUUUUCGACAGAUAUUAGGAAAUUCUCCUUUGUUUAAUUUAAAAGUUUUGGCAGAUAUUGAGAACUCGACGAAUAAUAUUAUAACGAUUGCACCGCCAAUAGAGGGUAUUGCUGAAUAUAUAUCUCCAUUAGUAUCAGCAUCAUUAACAUUAAGUCAAAUUUUAAAUUUACCUAGUGUUAUGAAAUAUCAUAGUAUUAUUGAAGACUCUUGCAGACUUAUUGCCAGACACAGAGGUUCUUAUGUACUAGAAAAAAAUAUUAAAAAAGAUGCUCAAGAUAUUGUGUCUUUUGAAUGGAGUUUAAAAAUAAUUUCUACUCCUUCCAAUAAUUUUAAGCUUGACGUUGAUUCUAUGUUUGAAAAAAUGACUAUUGAGGAUUUUCAAAGAUUUUACAACUCUAGAGUGUCCAAAAGUUCUGCAACAAGCAUUAAAUGGAUAAAUGUGAUAAGAGAUCUCUUCGCUGAAGUACAGGGAGUUAAUAUCGAAGAAUCUGAAGUUAUUGCAGUAGUAGAUAAAAAUUAUUUUAUAGCAUUAAGUUAUCUUAUUAAUCGAACCCCCAUUAGAACUAUUGUAAAUACAAUGCAUUGGUGGUUAAUAAGGAAUCUCGGUACUUAUACAAAUAAACGAAUGAGUAAUUUAAUUGAUGAUGUUUUACCAGGAGGUUUAUCAGUUGGUCAAAGUAAAAAUAGUCAAGAUACUCCUAGAUGGUACACAUGUACGAUGCAAAAUGAAAUGACACACGCGUAUUCUUAUGCUUAUGUUAAAAAAUAUUUUCCUAAACGCGCACAACAAAUUGCUACCAAAUUAGUCCAUAAAAUAAUAAAUGGAAUGAGAAGACAAAUUGAAAACAGUAAAUGGCUUGAUAACUAUUCAAAAGAAGGAGCUUUAAAAAAAGUACAAAGUAUGAAAGAAUUUAUUGGAUUUCCUCGUUGGUACGAUGAUCCAAAUGCUGUUGAUAAUUAUUAUAAAGAUAUUAAGCCAAGUAUAUUUUAUUUUAAAAAUAUAUUGAUGAUGUUCAGACUCAGUAAAACGGAAGAGUUGAAAUUAUUACGAGAGCGUGUUACUAACAAUAAGUACGUAGCAAUGUAUUUAUUUAUUUUUUAUUAA
Molecule: messenger RNA, 1636 nt
Organism: Microplitis demolitor
Lineage: Eukaryota; Metazoa; Arthropoda; Insecta; Hymenoptera; Braconidae
Product: neprilysin
Exons: 10
Coding region: 119-1636 (505 amino acids)
Biological process (GO): protein processing
Cellular component (GO): plasma membrane
Molecular function (GO): metalloendopeptidase activity
Source: RefSeq, a predicted model, not a curated record